Notolabrus celidotus (New Zealand spotty) is the source of this 7047-nucleotide messenger RNA. RefSeq names its product Ras protein specific guanine nucleotide releasing factor 1 (gene rasgrf1). Gene Ontology annotation, cellular component: plasma membrane. Lineage: Eukaryota; Metazoa; Chordata; Actinopteri; Labriformes; Labridae. Gene Ontology annotation, molecular function: protein binding; guanyl-nucleotide exchange factor activity. The transcript is spliced from 27 exons. Gene Ontology annotation, biological process: Ras protein signal transduction; positive regulation of GTPase activity. The coding region runs from base 700 to 4461 and encodes 1253 amino acids. The record is from RefSeq and is a predicted model, not a curated record.
GAAAUGGUUCGUCAUAUUUGAUGUAACAAAGAGAAGGACAGAUAUUCCUCACAGAAAAGUGAAGCUGUAUUUAUGGAUCAUCGUGCUUGAUGGCUGACUUCAGCUGAAGUGUGAUUUCUGUCUUGAUCAUCUGUCAUCUCCACGUCCUCUAUUUCAUCAGUUGUGAUCGCUACCGUAGGACUGAGAGGAAAUUCAACUUAUGCGGCAUCUUGGAGAAACAUCUCUGUCCAAGGUCCUGAAAUCUGCUUUCCCAAGCAUGCGUCAUGUGACUUUACCCAGCACUGCCUAGCUCAGCACAGAGCCUGCUGGUUUCUGGAGAUUUCACGUGAGAAAAAAGGACAAACCCAAACCCUUCCCCUCUCCCUCUCCUCCUGCGUUGUUUGGACUGUUUUAUUUUCGACUUCCUUCUGCUUAUCUUUUAUUUUUUACGCACGAUCGGAUGAUGUGGACCCUAAAAGCCCUCGGAGUAUGACAGAAGAUUUUGGGAUGCUGGACUUGUGUUGCUCGUUCGUUCCUCUCCUUUUACCUAAAUGCCAACACGGUGAAUGCGUCGGACAGAGUGGACGAGCCUGCAGCUAGUGCUCCGCAUUCAGAAAGUCAACAUCUCGUCCUUCUUGGUUUGAUUUUUUUUCUCUGGAGCGACUUCAAGAAAGAUGUAACAAGCAAUCCACCUUGCGCAGCUUAAGUCUCCUCAUCAAAAUGCAGAAGGGAAUACGACUUAAUGAUGGUCAUGUCACCUACCUGGGGCUUUUGGCGAAAAAGGAUGGUACGAGACGAGGGUGCUUGAGCAAAAAAAGCUCAGACAACACAAAAUGGCACACAAAGUGGUUCGCUUUGUUACAAAAUAUGCUCUUUUAUUUUGAGAACGAGUCCAGCUCUCGACCCGCGGGAUUAUACCUGUUGGAAGGAUGCAUAUGCGACAGGGCGCCUUCACCGAAACCGUCAUUGUCAGCCAAGGAGUGUUUGGAAAAGCAGUAUUAUCUCACUGUCAGCUUCACCCAGGAAAACCAAAAGGCGCUCGAGUUACGCACAGAAGACGUUAAGGACUGCGAUGAAUGGGUGGCUGCAAUAUCACAUGCCAGUUACAGAAACUUGGCCACUGAGCAUGAGAGUCUCAUGCAGAAGUAUCUUCAUCUGCUUCAGAUUGUGGAGACGGAGAAAACAGUUGCUAAGCAACUUCGACAACAGAUAGAAGAUGGGGAAAUAGAGAUUGAAAGGCUUAAGUCAGAGAUUUCUGGGCUACUCAAAGACAAUGAGAAGAUUCACGCCAGUCCUGCAGCCGCACCAACAGAUGAUGACUCUGAAAUAAAAAAAAUUAAAAAAGUCCAGAGCUUCCUGCGAGGCUGGAUCUGCAGGAGGAAGUGGAAGACAAUCAUCCAGGAUUACAUCCGCUCACCCCAUGCUGAGAGCAUGAGGAAGAGGAACCAGGUCGUGUUUAGUAUGUUGGACUCAGAGGCCGAAUACGUUCAGCAACUUCACAUUCUGGUGAACAACUUCCUGAGGCCUCUCCGCAUGGCAGCCAGCUCCAAGAAACCGCCCAUCACCCACGAUGAUGUCAGCAGCAUAUUCCUAAACAGUGAAACCAUCAUGUUUCUACAUCAGAUAUUUUACCAGGGUCUAAAAGCCAGAAUAGCGAGCUGGCCAACAUUAGUCCUGGCCGACCUGUUCGAUAUCCUGCUGCCCAUGCUGAAUAUCUACCAGGAGUUUGUGAGGAACCACCAGUACAGCCUGCAGAUCCUGGCCCACUGCAAGCAGAACCGGGACUUUGACAAGCUCCUGAAGCAGUACGAGGCUAAGCCUGACUGCGAAGAGAGGACUCUAGAGACCUUCCUCACCUACCCCAUGUUCCAGAUUCCCCGAUACAUUCUUACACUUCAUGAACUCUUAGCCCACACACCCCAUGAACAUGUCGAGAGAAACAGUCUGGACUACGCCAAAUCUAAGCUGGAGGAGCUUUCCAGGAUCAUGCACGAUGAAGUGAGCGAAACCGAAAACAUCAGGAAGAACCUGGCAAUAGAGCGCAUGAUUGUGGAGGGCUGCGAAAUUCUCCUGGACACCAGCCAGACAUUUGUGAGACAAGGGUCUCUCAUCCAGGUGCCGAUGAGCGAGAAGGGCAAGAUUACCCGUGGGCGACUGGGCUCUUUGUCUCUAAAGAAGGAAGGGGAGAGGCAGUGCUUUCUCUUCUCCAAGCACUUAAUAAUCUGUACCAGAGGUUCAGGGGGGAAGCUUCAUCUCACUAAGAAUGGAGUUGUCUCUCUCAUAGACUGCACCCUUUUGGAGGAUCCUGAGGGGACAGAUGAUGAAUCCAAAUCAGACAAGAGCGGCCAGGACAUGGAGCACCUGGACUUUAAGAUUGUCGUGGAGCCAAAGGACAGCCAGUCAUUCACAGUCAUCCUGGUCGCCUCCUCAAGGCAGGAGAAGUCUGCAUGGACCAGUGACAUCAGCCAGUGCAUAGACAACAUCCGGUGCAAUGGGCUAAUGAUGAACGCCUUUGAGGACAACUCAAAAGUCACAGUGCCACAGAUGAUCAAAUCAGAUUCCAGUUUGUACUGCGAUGAUGUUGACAUCCGCUUCAGUAAGAUGAUGAACUCCUGCAAGGUGCUGCAGAUCCGCUACGCCAGUGUGGAGCGCCUGCUGGAGAGGCUGACAGACCUCCGUUUCCUCUCCAUCGACUUCCUCAACACCUUCCUGCACUCGUAUCGCGUGUUCACCACCGCAGACGUGGUUCUGGACAAACUCAUCACCAUCUACAAGAAACCCAUCAGUGCCAUUCCUGCACGGUCCCUGGAGUUAUUCUUUGCGAGCAAUCAGAACAGUAAACUCUUGUAUGGAGAGCCUCCAAGCUCCCCCAGGGCAAGCAGGAAGUUCUCCUCUCCUCCUCCUCUCACUAUCGCCAAGAAUUCCUCACCAAACCGCCGGCGAAAGCUCUCCCUCAACAUCCCCAUCAUCACUGGGGGCAAAGCUCUUGACCUGGCUGCCCUCAGCUGCUCCUCAAAUGGCUAUGCAAGCAUGUAUUCAUCCAUGUCCCCGUUCAGUAAGACCACCUUGGACAUCAACAAACUGUACGUGUCCAGCCCAAUCGCCAGCAAAAUCCCUGAUGAGGGAGAGGACAAGAAGGACAAGAUGGAAGAGUGCAAACAAGAUCUCUCUGUACGAGAAGAAAGUGACAACGAUCAUAUCCAGAGUGAUGACGGGGACGCAGAGGCCUCUCCUAUCAAGUCACCUACCACCCCAAAAAACAUUAAAUGCAAAAACUCCUCAGAGUUCUCUCUGUUUUCUUACAACAAUGGCAUGGUGAUGCCAUCAUGUCGAGAGCUUGAUAACAACCGCAGUGCCCUGUCUGCUGCCUCUGCAUUCGCUAUUGCUACAGCUGGGGCCAAUGAGGGCACACCUACCAAGGAAAAAUAUCGGCGGAUGUCCCUCGCCAGCACUGGCUUCCCAACUGAUCAGAGAAAUGGAGACAAAGAGUUUGUGAUCAGACGAGCAGCAACCAACAGAGUUCUAAAUGUCCUGAGGCACUGGGUGUCCAAACACUCUCCGGACUUUGAAAGCAACAAUGAGUUAAAAACCAAAGUUAUUGCCUUCCUGGAUGAAGUGAUGCAUGACCCCGAGCUACUGACCCAGGAGAGGAAAGCAGCAGCAAACAUAAUAAGGACUCUAACUCAGGAAGAUCAUGGUGACAACCAGAUGAGUCUUGAAGAUGUGACACAACUGGUGGGAGGCGGGAGAGCAGAUCCCUUUGAGAGCCAUUCUGCAUUGGAGAUUGCGGAACAACUCACUAUGCUGGACCACCUGGUGUUUAAGGUCAUCCCCUACGAGGAAUUCUUUGGGCAAGGCUGGAUGAAGAAUGACAAAAAUGAGAAGACACCAUACAUCAUGAGAACUACAAAGCACUUCAAUGAUGUAAGCAACCUUAUUGCCACAGAGAUCCUGCGCUGUGAGGACGUGGUCACUCGUGUUGUAGUCAUAGAGAAAUGGGUGGCUGUAGCUGACAUCUGUCGCUGUCUCCACAACUACAACGCUGUGCUUGUGAUCACCUCCUCUCUCAACCGCAGCUCCGUCUUCCGCCUCAAGAAGACCUGGCUCAAAGUUUCCAAACAGACAAAAGCACUGAUUGACAAGCUGCAGAAGUUGGUGUCAUCUGAGGGGAGGUUCAAAAACCUAAGAGAGGCUUUGAAGAACUGUGAUCCUCCCUGUGUGCCCUACCUGGGAAUGUACCUCACUGACCUGGCUUUCAUUGAGGAGGGGACACCAAACUACACUGAAGACAACUUGGUCAACUUCUCCAAGAUGAGGAUGAUUUCUCACAUCAUCAGAGAGAUCAGGCAGUUUCAACAAACAGCUUACAAAAUUGACAUGCAACCAAAGGUAGCCCAGUAUCUACUGGACAUGAGCUUUGUUCUGGAUGAAGAAAGCAUGUACGAAUCCUCACUCAGAAUUGAGCCCAAAGUGCCCAACUGAUGUGACAGUUAGCCGUCCACAUUAUUUUCUCUGUUAAUAUUAAACAACUUAACAUACACAUCCACUUUUGUAUAGUUGUACAUGUUUAGGAUAUUUACUCUUCUGUACAGUAGAUGUUUGAGGUUGGUUUUACACCUUUCAGUGUAUUUUUUUUUUGUUACCAUUACCAUGAUGCCAACUGCUUUAAGGCUUUUUUUUUUUUUUCUGGGGUAUUUCAAGCAUAAUAACAGAGGUCACUUUGGAUGAACACAACUGUUUCUGUUCAGUGACCAAUGACAUUAUUUUGCAUCACCUCAUUCUGUGUCGACUUUGCACUUUCUGAGCACCAGUGCUGCCGGCCGUCAUUCUGUUUGCUUGAGUUUUAUUGAUGACUGAGUUUCUCUGCAACCAAUGUAGCAUUGUAAAAAUUUAACUGUAACAAAUCAGGUAAAAGAGCACAGUGAAUAUAACUGCUUUUAAAGACAAGGAACAAAGAAUGGUGAUGACGACAGUGAAGUAUCUGAAGCAUGGCUGUUUCUGUGCUUCCCAAACCAAAACGAGAAUGGAAGGAUUUAUUUUGUCAUUUCUGCUCAAAACUCUGACAUGUCAGGGGUUCUCAGCUGCUGUUUGAACCAUUUUUAUAUGAAAAAACUUAAUGUAGAGCCAGUGUGCUGAUGAUGGAUUGAUUAGCAUUCCUCAUACAUGAUGACCAGGUCUAAGAGUAUUGUUAGCAGCUCUGCAAGGCUUUAACCAAGGCCCAGCACUGCUCAAAACUUAAAGCUAACAUGAGCAUGCUAAAAUGCCAAGAAACGGCAAUGCUAAAAAAAAACUUGUGUUUACCAUAUCAACCAUAUUUGCUCAGGGUGCUAGCUUUCUACCAAUUGCUAAUUAGCACUUAACAUGAAGGCUAGCCAAUAAGAAAGACUUUAACUUUACAGGUGUAGACACUACUGAAAAUAUUGGGACUAUUUAAAUUGACCACAUGAUGGUCCUUGCUAAAAGUCAGGAGCUCAUCUGUAGAGUGAUGUAAAUAAUUCUGAGGGAGAUGAAUGUCUGAACCAAAUUUAUGACAGUUUAACAAAUGUUAUUAAAAAAGUGGGGUGAGGGUGGCGCUAGAGGAAAAGACAAGGGGUCACCAAAGUCAGGCAGAUUCAUCCUCUUUGAACUGUUCAUAUUUAUACCACAUUUUAAUGAAAUCCAUUCAAUAGUGGUUGCAAUAUUUUACUCUGGAUCAAAGUCGUAGAUCUGAUCAACCAGAAAACUAGCACUGCAAUCUCUAAGGUUAUGCAGCAAUCAUGGUUCAUGUAUUGUUGAGAACAUGAUAGGGGAGGUAAACAUGAAAGAUGAAGAAUUAUUUUAUUACUAUUCCAGAUAUAACGCAUAAUCUUGCAAUUUUUUUUCUUUGCCAGAAAAUAAUCCAAGUGUCAGUGACAUACAACAGGGGUCUGAACCUCUCCUUUAGAAUAUAUAGCUUCAUAAACAUCCUUUGGAUUGUUGAGAAGAGAUACACUCAGCUUGUUGUCACAUGAAGUGUCCAAACCUAAUGUAGACACAACAGUUAAUUUUCCAGUUAGUUAAGGCUUUAUGUUUCUUAAGAUUGUAAUAGUUUGAUGGAACAGAUAAAUAUCCAGAAUUUACUGUUACACUUGAAGUUACAGAAGUACAGCACAGUGAGUUUUUCCUAUGUUCAAAUUUAAUGUUUCUCAUACAAAAAAAAAAACCAAGCAGUGAAAAGUAUUGCACCUGCAGGUUUGGCGAUACUAGAGUAAAAGGUUGUUGCUCUUCUGUAAUUAAAAGACAAUCUGUCCUUUUUGCUGUUCCAGUGAUUGUGGAACGUGACUGUAUAUCACUCUGUUAUAUGCAUUGCUGUUUCAAACUAUGAUAAAAUGUAUGUGAAUGACCUCUGCCUGCAGCAUUCAAACACUAUUUUUGUAGUAGUACAAGAGACAGUGACCUGCUCUUUAUAUGAACAUGGAAAAGUAUUUUGUACUUUGUUGUUAAUUCACCUCACUGAGAUGUGCUGUACAUUUUGUACAUGCAACCCUGCAUAAUUCUCAAUGUGGAACAGCGUAAUCCUUUCAGAAAACAUAAGCAAAAAAAAGUUGGAUCUCAAGCUUAAACACUAAACGUUACACAGUGUGGUCCUAAAACCGUGACUUAGAGGUAGGAGACAACUUUGAAGUGUUUUGCAUAUACUGUAAUCCUGUCUAUAACCAUUUCUGUUAGCAGGAAUAUAGUAAUGUAGUGCUUAUUCUGUGAAUAUUUGUAUGUAUUUUUACUAUGUAUGUACAGUACACUUUUAAAGCUCAUAUGGCAGGCAUGCAACACUGUCACAGACAGAAUAUUACUAUAUACUUAUACUCUACACUUAUACAUGCACAUACUCUUAUAAGAUAUAUAAACAAAUAAACAUUUUGCUGUUAGCAAUACCCAGUGGUAUGAAAAUUAUCUUUCAACCCUCAUGUUUCCACACCUUAAGAAAUAUCACCAGUUUUGUAAGAAAAUAAAUCAAAACACAACAAAAGAAAAGACAUGAUGAUGAUAUCAGCAAAUAAAAAAAUAUUGUUUCCCAGUUACCUCUUGCUAAUAAAUCCAUUUUAUAUCGGG